UGGAGAGAGAAAGGCUUGUCAUAUAUAUACACCAUUUUGGAUGUGGUAACCAUCUCUCACCCACACGAUAACCACUUGUUGAGACGAAGAAAGAUACAACAGGUAUAAGCCAAAAUGCCCUUCAGUGCAAAAUAUGGGAUCGCUCUGCUGGCCGCUGUUGGUCUGGCAUCGGCUCAUUUCACUCUAGACUAUCCCACAUCCCGAGGGUUCGAUGAUGACAAUGAGCCGGAGUUCUGCGGCGGCUUUACUAAUGUUGAGACUCGUCAACCUUUCCCAUUGAUGAAUGGGCCAAUCUGGAUCGACUCACAUCACACUGCUGCGACUCUCGACGCGUUCUUGAGCGUCAACCAAAAUCCGACCUCGUUCAACGACUUCAACACGACUAGCAAUGGGACAGCCAUUCCCAUGGUGACCAAUUUCUUCCAGAUCAAGGAACCCGGAGAGUUCUGCUGGAAUGUAUCCUUAGCCAACCUCGGUAUCGGUCUACAAAAUGGAUCCUUGGUCACCCUUCAAAUUCAAUACGAUGGAGGUGACGGCGAGCUCUAUCAAUGUACGGACCUCAUCCUCUUGUCAGAUUACACGGCUCCCGCCGACCGUCGAUGCCCCAUUGACGCUACAAGUGAUCCGACUGGCACUGUCUCUUUCGCUGGAGCAUCCUCUACCGCUGGAUCAUCCUCCACCUCUGCUGGAGGCUCUGCGAGUGGCACAACGAGUCAGGCUAGUCAGACUUCCAGAGCUGCAGCUUCUUCGACCUCUGGUGCAUCUCGUGCGAAGACCAAACUUGGCUCAUGGACAGUGCUCGGCUCGCUCGUGGGAGUGGCGGGGAUCUCGGUCAUGUAGAUUAGCCAGCAGCUGCACGAAUCAUAAUUUAUGAGACACAGUCAUACCAUGGCCUUGCACUGGAAUGCAUUAUGGAUGAUGUAUUCAGGA
Molecule: messenger RNA, 930 nt
Organism: Kockovaella imperatae
Lineage: Eukaryota; Fungi; Basidiomycota; Tremellomycetes; Tremellales; Cuniculitremaceae
Exons: 5
Coding region: 115-840 (241 amino acids)
Source: RefSeq, a predicted model, not a curated record